Molecule: messenger RNA, 835 nt
Organism: Plasmodium coatneyi
Lineage: Eukaryota; Apicomplexa; Aconoidasida; Haemosporida; Plasmodiidae
Product: GINS complex subunit Psf3
Exons: 5
Coding region: 224-835 (203 amino acids)
Biological process (GO): mitotic DNA replication initiation
Cellular component (GO): GINS complex
Source: RefSeq, a predicted model, not a curated record
AUAUACAUAAUUAAAAAAACUGCUAUAUGUAUAUAAAAAAAAUGAGGAGUAGGAAAAAAUCUGCUUGUCACAAAAGGCUUAUAGAUAGAAAGCACCUAUGUUCUUCUAAUUCCAUUACCUUUUUUCGUCUUCUUAAAGAAUAAAAGUAAUGUGUAAAAAAGGCUAAAGGAAAUACACUUAUAAACAUUAUUUAAGCAUAAACAUUUCCUCAUUCUUUUAAAAAAUGGAGGAUGAAAUUGUUUUGAGCGAAAAAGUAGAAGAACUAAAAAAUUUGAUAUACGUGGAUGAUACCCCUUUCAAUCAUCUAGACUUCAUGAAGGUGCCAUGCAUCCCCUGCUGUGUCUUACCCGGCAUGUCCUUCCUAAACACGCGUGCACAGGAAGAACACAAAAAUGGAUAUAGAAAAGAUGAAAUCAACGAGACUGAUGAGCUACAAGUCGAAUACUUCUACGCAAAGAGGCUACACAGAAGCAGUUUAGUAAAAAUAAAAUUCCCCGAAUGUUACGAAAUGGCUGGAGCUCUUCUAUCAGAUGCAACAGCAGCAUCCGUCGGAAAUUUGACCCACCUCUAUUUUGAAUUAGGAACCGAAUUAUGCCACAUGCUACCCGAAAACGAAUGGCCAGUGGAGAAGCUGGAAGAGCUCCUGCUGAUCGCGGAAAUGCGCAGAAGGGUUUAUCUAAUGAAACAUAAUGACCAGGUGGACCAAACAUACUUGGAAGGAAUGACGUUCAUGGAGAGGAAAAUGUUCAAUUCCUUCUCAAAGGGAACCGACGUAGACAAGCAAAAGGCGACAUCGAACAGGAAUAUUUUUAACUUUUUUGAAUUCGAUUUAUGA